AUGAGUCUGACUUCUGUGGUUUCCUGGAGUCUGGUGUCAGGCUAUAAAACCUUGCUGGGAGCAGGAAGAGACCCCAGAUGCAGCCCCACCUCUAAGGGAUCCACUGAAGCCCAGAAGGCCAUGAUGGAGCACCUGCAGACACUCCUGCUCCCCCUCCUGCUGGUGAUGUGCCCCCCAGUCAGCACCACCCCAUCCAUUGCAGGUUAUCCCUGGAGCUGGAGGGAGAGAGGAGGAGAAGCCAAGCCACCCUCCAGGACACACCCCACACCCUACAUGGCCUAUGUGCAGGGGAAGGACAGCCACUUCUGCGGAGGCUUCCUCGUGGCCCCCGGCUGGGUGAUGACGGCGGCUCAGUGCCUUGUCCACAAACCUCUGACUGUCAUCCUGGGAGCCCACACACUCCAAAGGAGAGAGGAAAGCUGGCAAACCUUCGAGGUCAAGGAGUAUCACUGCCACCCAGAUUUUACAAGUCCUAAGAAGGGAAAUGACAUCCUCUUGCUGAAGCUGAAUGGCAAUGCCACCAGCAACAGCCACGUCAGGCCCAUUUCCUUUGAGAAAUCCAAAGUUCGUGGUGGGACCGAGUGCAGCGUGGCCGGCUGGGGCUACAGGACACCCGCUGUCACCUUACGUGAGGCCACUGUCACCAUCAUCAAACAAAGGGACUGCCUCAGCCACUACCCAGGACUCGCUGACAACUUGAUUUGUGGCCGCAGCAAAUCCGCUGGGGUACCUGAGAAGGGCGAUGCCGGGGAUCCGCUGGUCUGCAACAACAAAGCCUACGGCAUCUUCUCCUACAGGCACAACAACUGGCCUGGGUUCUACACUCACAUCACUCCUUACCUUUCCUGGGUCAACAGUGUCAUGAAGUCAGCAUGA
This is a messenger RNA of Corvus hawaiiensis (hawaiian crow), 876 nucleotides long. RefSeq names its product granzyme E-like. Bases 1 to 876 code for a protein of 291 amino acids. The record is from RefSeq and is a predicted model, not a curated record. Lineage: Eukaryota; Metazoa; Chordata; Aves; Passeriformes; Corvidae. Gene Ontology annotation, biological process: proteolysis. The transcript has 5 exons. Gene Ontology annotation, molecular function: serine-type endopeptidase activity.